AUGGCUGUCCCGUCGACUGGGAGGCGGCAGUCAUGGCAACAGUGGCAGCGAGCACGCGAAGACCCUGGCUACGAGUCGAUCUGGUCGCGGACCGGCUGCUACACGCGCAAGGAGGUAUACGACCGGGCGAACCAGUACGGACAAUGGUUCCAGGCGCAGGGCAUGCAGCCGGGUGACCUGGUGGCGCUAUUCAUGGAAAACUCGCCCGACUUUAUGACAGCCUGGAUCGGACUGCUAUCGGUGGGCGCAGCGCCGGCGAUGAUCAACUAUCACCUGACGUCGCAGGCGCUGCUGCACUGCCUGGCGAUCAGCAGCGCGCGGCUGGUGCUGGUGGACGGUCCGGCGACGAUCCACGAGCGAAUCGACGACGCACAAGACGAGCUGGCAGCGGCAGGCUACCGAGUGGUGAAGCUGGCGGACGUGCGAGCAGGCAUCUACGGCCAGGAUGUGCAGCGGCCAGGCGACGAGCUGCGGGCCGAUGUGGCGGGCGACUGGCCGCUGGGGCUGUUCUACACGUCAGGCACGACGGGGCUGCCCAAGGCAUGCUUCCGAUCGUCAUGGCGCACGGCCACGGGGUGUCCAACGAGACCGAUGCUGGCCGGCACGACGCUGUGCGUGGCGCCGCGUUUUAGUGUUCGCGGCUUCUGGCCCGACGUGCGCGAAUCGCGAGCCACCUGGUUCGUCUACGUCGGCGAGACGCUGCGCUAUCUGCUGGCGGUUCCCGCUGAUGAAGCUGCCGACCGUUGUCACGCUGUGCACUCCAUCUACGGCAACGGGUUGCGGCCCGACGUCUGGCAGCGCUUCCGCGAUCGUUUCGGCAUCCAGCGCAUCCACGAGUUCUUCAACAGCACCGAGGGGGUCUUCGCGCUCGACAACGUCUGCCGCGGCCCCUUUCUGCGUCAUGCCGUCGGCCACCACGGCGCCCUGCUGCGCCUGCGCUACCACGGCCUCUACGUGCCCGUGGCCGUCGACAGCGACACCGGCGACAUCGUCCGUGACCUCGCCACUGGCUUCGCCUGUCGCAUGCCCUACCACCUCGGCGUAUCGACCGCAGAGGUCGCCCAGGUGCUGGGCAACUUCCCCGGCAUCCUCGAGGCCAACGUGUACGGCGUCGAGCUGCCCGGACACGACGGCAAGGCCGGAGCAGCCGCCAUCUCCAUCGAUCCACAACAAUAG
Grosmannia clavigera kw1407 is the source of this 1176-nucleotide messenger RNA. Its product is annotated as very-long-chain acyl-synthetase family protein. The transcript is spliced from 3 exons. Gene Ontology annotation, molecular function: long-chain fatty acid transmembrane transporter activity; long-chain fatty acid-CoA ligase activity. NCBI's taxonomy places the organism in Eukaryota, Fungi, Ascomycota, Sordariomycetes, Ophiostomatales, Ophiostomataceae. The record is from RefSeq and is a predicted model, not a curated record. The coding region runs from base 1 to 1176 and encodes 391 amino acids.